Rotaria sp. Silwood2 is the source of this 747-nucleotide messenger RNA. The record is from the annotation of a GenBank genome assembly. Lineage: Eukaryota; Metazoa; Rotifera; Eurotatoria; Philodinida; Philodinidae.
AUGAUAAAUCUUGAGGAAUUAAAAUUAUAUUUAUUAAUAGAAGUAUUUAAUUUAAAUUAUAUUGAUAGUAUUCAAUUAUAUGAUGAACUUCUUUGUCAUAUGAAAAAAUUAAAUAACUUUAUAUUUAAUAUUCAAACACGUGACUUUAGAUGUAAGACUAAAAUUAAUCUUUCAUCAAAUGAAGAUAUUCAACGUAGUUUUAUUGAAAGAGGAAUAUAUCAACAAAUUGCUUCAUAUAUCCAUAAUUCAAGUAAGAUCGAAUCAAAAUGUCAUAUUUAUUCACUUCCAUAUCAAUUUGAAUAUUUACUUGAAAUCAAUAAUUGUUUUCCAGGAGACAUGUUCCAUACAGUUCGAUAUUUGGUAGUUAUUGAUCAAUAUCCUUUUGAACAUAAAUUCUUUCAAUUUAUCUCUCGUGGUUUACCUUUUCUUGAAAUCUUACAUAUACGAAAUAAUAAACCACAAAAAGACAAACAAUAUUCAUCUACCGAAUUAAUUACUUUUCAUCAUCUUAAACUUCUUAAUCUAAAACUGGCAUAUGUAGAUUAUGUUGAACAAUUUCUCUUGAACAAAGUAACUUAUCUACCUCAUUUAUUUAAUCUUUACAUCAAAUAUGAAUCACUUAUAAUGAUAACAAACAAUUUUACCAUUGAUACAACAUAUUUUAACUUUAGUAGAGUAAAGGAUCUCGACCUAGAUCAAUCAUUUCUUCAUUCAGAAAAUUUUCAUCAAUAUUUUCCUUUGUUAUAA